AUGGAUUAAUAACAUACUUAAUACUUUUCAACAUAACAAUUCAUUGAACCAAACAAAGAUGCUAACAAAUCUUAAAGAACUAGGUCAAAUACUAAUGAUUUAUUGACAAGUCCAAAUAUUCUUUACAUUCCUCCUAGAACUUAAUAAUAAUCUCAACCUACAAUUAGAUUAGAUUCUUAACCACCAAUUAUUAAACCAUCUUAUAACAAUGUUAAAGAAAUUGUUAAAAUUCUUGAACCAGAUGAAUUAAUCUUCUUUAGAAAUAAAUGUUCUUUUUAGGACAAAUAAAUCUAAGAACUUUAGAAUGAAUUACAUCGAAUCAAAUCAACUAAUUAAGAAAGAGUUACUUACAUUGAAGAUACUCAUAGAAUCUAAUAACUUGAAACCAAUUUAUAAUAAUAUCAAUAAGAAUGCAAUAGAAUGAAUAAUUUAUUAGGAGAUAUUUCGAAUGAAUCAGAAUAAUUAAAAUAAAAAAAUAUCUUGUUAUCUCAAUAAUUAUUUUAGUUUCAAUAAUAAUAAAUCGAAUUCGAUAGACUAAAAAGAAAUUGUUAAGAUACUGAUUAGUAUUGGUAAAAUGAAAUAUAAAGAUUAAAUGUUUUAGUGUCUUAAAGUCAAUCAUAAUUACAUUAACUUUAAAAAACAUUGAUGGAAACUAAAAAAUAUGAACAAAUGUAUCAUUAACAAUAACCUAUUUAAACCUAAUUAGCUUUAGAAUUGGAAAGAAUUACUUAAAUUCUAAAAGUAAAGGCUGAAGAAUAUGAUCAAUAAAAGUAAACAUAUAUUAAGGAAAUUGAAAUCUUAUCUAAAAGAAUUAAAGAUUCUGAGUAUGAACUUAAAGAAUUAAGAAUUCGAGAAAACAAUUAAAAAUAAUCUAUUGAUGAAUUGAGUAAGGAAAAUAAUUAGAUUACUGAAAAGUUUAUGAAUGAAAUUAGAAACAAAAAUGAUGAAAUCUAAAAACUAUAAUCAAUUAUUUAAACUCUAUAACUUACAUUAUAAGAUACAUCUAAAUAUCAAGAAUAUUAAAUGAGAUCAAAAAUGUAAAAUGAAGAAAUUAAUAAUCUCAAUUAGCGUAUCAGAAUGAAAUCAGAAGAGGCAGAUAAAUAUAAACAAUAAAUUUUGAUAUUUCAAAAUUAAAUAUAAGAAUUAUAAAAAUAUUCAGAAUAUGAAAUGAAAUAUCAAAAUUUAGCUUAAGAAUAUGAUAGACUAAAUAAUUCUCUAAUGAUUAAAUUAUAAGAGAAUGAUUAAUUGAGAAAUUGCAUAUCUAAAUUAUAAAUUACUUUAAAUGAUCAUUACAAGAUAGAAGAAUAUGAAAAUAAAAUAGCAUUAUAAAAUUAAGAAAUAGAUCGACUUCAUUAAAGCUUAUAAUCAAAGUGUGAAGAUUUAGAGAAAUAAUCUUAUGAAAUUAAUAGGGUUUCUUCUUUAUUAAGAACAAGAAAUGAAGAGAUUGAUAAUCUGAAAUAUAAAGUUUAGGAGAAUUCACAAUUAAAAGAUUAUUAAUAGAAAUUUUAAUUAUUAAAUGUAGAGAUGGAAAGAUUGUCAGUUUAAUUAAGAAAUAAAAAUGAAGAAAUGGAAAAGUUAAGAUAAUACUUAGCAUAAUUUCAAUUGUAAGAGGCUAAUAAAAUAUAAGAAUUAGAACAAAAGAAUCUUGCUUAUUAAAAUGAAAUAGAAAGAUUAAGUAAUUUGCUUAAAAUGAAACUCUAAGAGAAUGAAUAAAAUAAAUAAUAAAUUAGAUUUUUGUAAGAAGAAAACGAUUAAUAAAAAUAAAAAUUAUUGACUUAACAUGAAAUUCAAUAAUAUAGUGACAAGAUUACAAUUAUGAGUUAAGAAAUAGAUUCUUGGAAAAAUCAAUUCAUAAAUCUUAAUAGAGAAUAUCAUAAAUAAUAAGAAUAGUUAAUGUUAUCAAAUGCUGAAUUGGAUACAUUAAAGAAAUAAAGAUAAAAUUCAUUUAAAGUAAAAUAUAUUAUAAUUGAAAUAGUUGGAAUCCUAUGAAACAAUGAAAGAAAACUCAUCACUUUCUUCCUUUUAAUAUGGUACUCUUACUUUAAGAAAUAUUUGA
Messenger RNA from Paramecium sonneborni, 2056 nucleotides. Lineage: Eukaryota; Ciliophora; Oligohymenophorea; Peniculida; Parameciidae. The record is from the annotation of a GenBank genome assembly.